CACCUGCAGAUUGCUGCUAAAGCUGAAGGCAACCAGAUCAACUCAAACCUGAAGCCCAGAAAGCACUUAACAAGAAAGGAGGUGCUGAUGGAGCACAUAGAACAGUGAGCCAGCACCGGUGUCGGUCUGGAAGGCUUCCUGGAGGUGAGCUUUCAGCUGGAUUUUGAUAGAGGAGCCUCGGGAGCGCUCCUCAACUUCUGCCCCCUCCACCUCUCCGGGUCCCCAUUCCCCGGCCACGGCAGCACCCAACUGAGCUCUCCACGAGGUUCUGGCAACGUCACACCUCCUGAGGACAGCCAGGAGGACUUCAGCUUUUGCUGAGCUUUGCAUCUUGCCUCCUUCCUUCCAAAGGCUCCAGACCCAAGCUCUCCUGUCCUUGAGUCCCGCGGGUCCCUGGCCAGGCUCCCCAACACAUCUCCAGCCCAGCCCAGCCCUGGAGCUCACCUCCAGGACCUGGAACCUGCCCUCCUGCCCAGAAUGACUCACCAUUAUUUCUAGCUCGGGUGAGACGACGGGAUGGGGAGUUGCGCUGCCUAUUUGUAUAUCUAGGAUUCUCGCAGCAUCUGAUCGACUCUUGCGAAGAGAGCGCUUCAGAUUCCUGCCUCAUCAGCCAAGCGAGGCUGUCUCUCCAGCUCGCAGAGAGCCCCCCAGCUCCCCCACAAAUGCUGCAUUUCCUGGGGCCGUUAGCACCCUGAGCUCCCGGCACCCAGCAGCAGGAAGGUGUCACGUGAGGCUCUUCUCUCAGUCCCAAUUAUGACAGUGGCCACUGGAGACCCAGCGGAUGAGGCUGCUGCCCUCCCAGGGCACCCACAGGACAGCUAUGACCCAGAGGCAGACCACGAGUGCUGCGAGAGGGUGGUGAUCAACAUCUCGGGCCUGCGGUUCGAGACCCAGCUGAAGACGUUGGCCCAGUUUCCAGAGACCCUCUUAGGGGACCCAAAGAAACGGAUGAGGUACUUUGACCCACUCCGAAAUGAGUACUUUUUCGAUAGGAACCGCCCAAGCUUUGAUGCCAUUUUGUACUACUACCAAUCCGGGGGCCGGCUGAGGCGACCCGUGAAUGUGCCCUUAGAUAUAUUCUCUGAAGAGAUUCGGUUUUAUGAGCUGGGAGAAGAAGCAAUGGAGAUGUUUCGGGAAGACGAAGGCUACAUCAAGGAAGAAGAGCGUCCUCUGCCAGAGAAUGAGUUUCAGAGACAGGUGUGGCUUCUCUUUGAAUACCCAGAGAGCUCAGGUCCUGCCAGGAUUAUAGCCAUCGUGUCUGUCAUGGUGAUCUUGAUCUCGAUCGUCAGCUUUUGUCUUGAAACGUUGCCCAUAUUCCGGGAUGAGAAUGAAGACAUGCAUGGUGGCGGGGUGACCUUCCACACCUAUUCCAACAGCACCAUCGGGUACCAGCAGUCCACUUCCUUCACUGACCCUUUCUUCAUCGUAGAGACCCUCUGCAUCAUCUGGUUCUCCUUUGAGUUUUUGGUGAGGUUCUUUGCCUGUCCUAGCAAAGCCGGCUUCUUCACCAACAUCAUGAAUAUCAUUGACAUUGUGGCCAUCAUCCCCUACUUCAUCACCCUGGGGACAGAGCUGGCUGAGAAACCAGAAGAUGCCCAGCAGGGCCAGCAGGCCAUGUCGCUGGCCAUCCUCCGUGUCAUCCGGUUGGUAAGAGUCUUUAGGAUUUUCAAGUUGUCCAGACACUCCAAAGGUCUCCAGAUCCUAGGUCAGACCCUCAAAGCCAGCAUGAGAGAAUUAGGCCUCCUGAUAUUCUUCCUGUUCAUUGGGGUCAUCCUUUUCUCUAGUGCUGUCUAUUUUGCAGAGGCCGACGAGCGAGAUUCCCAGUUCCCCAGCAUCCCAGAUGCCUUCUGGUGGGCAGUUGUCUCCAUGACAACCGUAGGCUAUGGAGACAUGGUUCCCACUACCAUUGGGGGAAAGAUUGUGGGUUCCCUGUGUGCAAUUGCAGGUGUGCUGACCAUUGCCUUACCAGUUCCCGUCAUAGUGUCCAAUUUCAACUACUUCUACCACCGGGAGACAGAGGGAGAAGAACAGGCCCAGUACUUGCAAGUGACGAGCUGUCCAAAGAUCCCAUCUUCCCCUGACCUAAAGAAAAGUAGAAGUGCCUCAACUAUUAGUAAGUCUGAUUACAUGGAGAUCCAGGAAGGGGUAAACAAUAGUAAUGAGGACUUUAGAGAGGAAAACUUGAAAACAGCCAACUGCACCUUGGCUAACACAAACUAUGUAAAUAUUACCAAAAUGUUAACUGAUGUCUGAUUGAAACCUAUUAACAUACUCACAGCUCAAUGGAACUACUGCAGAUAUUGCAUAAUAACCUGCAUUGUAGUCAGUGUGUUCUACAGUGUGUAUCUGGUUCUGCAUGGAAAGCAAUAGUCGUGCAAGUGACUUUUUGAUCUUUUGACUUUUGAUUUAGAAAACAGAGUAUCUACCCAUGGCUUUCAUGAAAAUCUCCAUCACCAACUUAUGGGUUUCCCAAGAUUGGAGGCAUCUAUGGAGCCAGGAUUCAGAAAGGCACAUUCAGGCCACCUCAUGUCAAAGACACAAACCAACACAUCAAAGCCACUUUUCCUUCCUAAUUAAAUGCCCACAGCACCUGGGAGAUGCACCCUCCUCCCCAUCAUCACCCCAUGUUGAGCCCCCCUCACAGAGGAGAACCAUCGUGGUUUAGCUUUAAAGCUUGGUUAUUAUUCAAAAGGUCAUUCCCAUUUCUUGCAUUGAAAAGAACACACAGUCCUGUGAAUUGGAAUUACUUUCUGUGUCACAGGCUGGGGUUUGUGAAUUGCAGUUGCCAAGUAGAUGCUCCGGAGGCUUGUGUUUCAUAACGGAAAAAUGCUGCAUUCGGCUUUUUCUCUGCAGUGUCGAUGUGAGGGAAGCCCAGGGGAGGGACAUGUAGUGUGACCGAAUGUGAGUUGUCAAGUUUCACAUUUUCUCCCUUAGGCCUACCGGGAGAAGCUAACAAACCAAGGGACCUCUCAGCUUUAGAUUUUACCAUUUUUGCAGGCUUCAGGGUCACAAAUACAUGCCAACUUCUUCGUUACACUGGAGUUUGCAGGCAUCUGCUUCCCUAGCGCUGUGGCCUCAGCUACCCUGACACUGCAGUGAAAUUUACCAGUGAUGCAAUAGAGCUGCAUGGGUAUUCGUUGCAUGAAUCUCAAUAUUUAAAACACAAGAGAUAACCUAUUUUCUUAGUAGCCUACACAGUAUUCAUAUUUAGAGUAUUAAUAACCUUGAAAUGGCAUUGAACUAGGAUUUCCCAUCCCACCCCCACCCCACACCCCCAUCAGAAGGCAGAAGCCCUCAAUCAGGGUUAAAAAAACAGACUGACUCUUUGGGAUGGGGAAUCAAAACUUCUGGCCCUAUAGCCCACCCUAUUUCUGUUCUUCCAAAGGGGAGCACAGACCUCUGCAAAACCAGGAGAGUGAGCAGGAAAAGCAGUGUCUGAACACCUCACAUGACUAUACCUUAGAAAUUAACAUAGUCAUGAGCAAGAUUGUAUAGCUGACCAGGGCAUCUGAUCCUGAAGACAGUUGGAUCAGUAGAUCCAGUGUACAUAAAUAUAUAUUGAAUAUCUUUUUCACAUGUCCCUCCACCUAGCUAGCUUAGGAAUAAUUGCAUUGGAACAUUGUAUAAGCUUAUGCAAUAUUUUUGACACAGGGCAAUUUAUGCAUGUGUUUGACUAUGUGCACUAGAGUGUAUAUAUAUAUAUAUAUACACACACGUGUAUAUACAUAUACACACAUACAUGUGUGUAUAUGUAUAUAUGUAUAAAUACACACACACACACAUAUAUAUAUACACAUUCAUUCUCUGUAGUUCAGGUUCAGGAGCAAAUCCACUGCUUGGUGGGUUGGUUGUCUAAGAGAUCUAAAGGGUUAAUUUGUCUCAUUGGUAACCCCACUGGGCCUGGGUUUGCUGCCAUUGCCUCAGAGACUCCAGUCUUCAAGGAUUCUUGGACGUUAGAAUUGUCUUUCUGCCCUCCAUGUGCUGCAGCUUCAGUUUCCCGUGACUGAAGCUUGUCUUACUGAGUACACAAGGGCCCAAUGGCCCUCACAGCUCCAGCUGUCCUGGGCCACACCCACCCCGGGCCUCCUCUCUACAGUCCUUCAUGUUAAUUAUCUCCAUUCUCAUCUUACCCCCACCCCAUUUGGUUUGCAUUAUCAUUUGGCUCUGCCUUAGUUAUGUUCAUGAACCUUUCCCUAAAGAGCCAAAAUGGCUCCCCUUCUUUGAAACCAAGGACACAGGGAGUAGGAACCAGCUUCUACUGGUCUGGGCUUAAAUGGAGCCUCCUUUGUGUAGAAAGAUCUAAAGUUCAGGACCAAGGGCUAGAGUCCCUAGAUGAUCCAAAGGAUCAUUUUGAUUGCCAGACCCAAAAUCUCUCCCCACAAAACUGGCAACCAGAGCUGCUUAAAAAGAACCAAAGGAUGGGUAAAGGUUCAUCCCCACCUCCAGAACAGGUAAAGCGUGAAUGAGCACUGCACAACCCAUAGACAGAGAACAAGUGGGCCCUGGAAUGAAUUGGGAUGGGGGAACUUUUGCUUCACCAGACAGGGCUUCUUUGCCUUUCAAUAGAAUGGCUUAAAUUUCCCAAACUAGGUGAGUUGUGGUGGUCAGGCUAUUUGUCCAGUGGUGGCUCCAGUGGUAGCUGUUUAUAGCCUACAAUUGUCU
Messenger RNA from Choloepus didactylus (southern two-toed sloth), 4662 nucleotides. It is a transcript of the gene KCNA2, whose product is annotated as potassium voltage-gated channel subfamily A member 2. NCBI's taxonomy places the organism in Eukaryota, Metazoa, Chordata, Mammalia, Pilosa, Megalonychidae. The record is from RefSeq and is a predicted model, not a curated record. The transcript has 4 exons. Bases 754 to 2253 code for a protein of 499 amino acids. Gene Ontology annotation, biological process: potassium ion transmembrane transport; protein homooligomerization. Gene Ontology annotation, cellular component: dendrite; juxtaparanode region of axon; membrane. Gene Ontology annotation, molecular function: delayed rectifier potassium channel activity; protein binding.